CUGGCAGAGUGCACGUGUCACCGUGGGCGAGGACCAGGGGUCAAGGCUCCGGCCACCACCCGGGAGUGCCUCGGGGGCAGCGCCUGAGGCCUCUCCCUCUCGCUCCGUCUCUCGCCCUCUUAUGUCAAGGAAAGAAAAACUGACCACCAGGAGUGGGGAGUAGUACAGACGGAGCCUUGGCGUCUCCUGAGUCGGGCUUAGGCUGUGAGAAGUAGGCGUGCCAGGGCCUCACGGCCGUGCGCUGGGCCCACUGCUGGGGGUGAAUGCACCUCCGUCCCAUCACGGGGUGGGUGUAGCCUGUCAGAGCGGCUGGAAGGUGCCAUGGCCUUCAAGCCAACCACUUCAGCCUGCGGUCCCUCUCGGUCCCUGUGUACUGACGGACAAGCAGAGGCCCCAAGAGGGGCCCACAAGGCCCUUCCCCUCAGCCUUCUGCCUCAGGCCCCACCCGCCCUGUCAGUCACAUAGACCCCCGGGGUGAGUCUGGCUUUAAGCGGAAAAUUCCAGGGGUCACCGCUGGCCACGCAUAGGUGGGAGACCUUUGUUUGGUGACCUCGGAGUGUGGACCCAGGGCACGGUGGCGCUGAGGAGCGGGCAGGAGCCACUGCAGGUUCGUCAGCCCAGCUUGGAGGUCACCCUCCCCAUCCCUGUCCCUGCGCUUCAGGGCCCAGAAGGGGGCAGGAGCGGGUGCAGCGGGACAGGAGCCAUGAGGAGGGCUAUCUUGUCCACCCCACAGGCUGGGCCUGCCGCAGGCGGAGUGAGAGCGGGCCUGGUGGGGCUGAGGAGAGCUGGGAUCCUGCGCCCCUCUGAUUGCCUGGGCCCAAGGCCGUUGGGGAGCGUCCUCGAUGCCACUUUAUCAGCAGUGCCAGGGCUGCUGGCACCAGACGAGCCACCCUGGGGUGUCCGAGGCCAGCAUGGGCUCCUGGGGAGAGGGGCAGCGCCCGAAGCCCGACUUCAGACUCGAAGUGAGAGAGCCCUGGAAGCGGAAGUGGCUGCACGUAGGCAAGUGGCUGAGCCCCUUCUUUGUGACCUGCGCUGUCUACUUCCUGCUCUGGAUCCCCGAGGACCCGCCGUCCUGGCUCGGCGCCCUGGUCAAGUGCCUGCCAGUGCUCUGCCUGGCGCUCUACCUGCGGGCUCGGGGCUCCCCGUCGCUCCCUCGGGCUGCCCUGCUGUGCUCCGCCGUGGGGGACGCCUGCCUCAUCUGGCCCCAGGCGUUCUUCUACGGCAUGGCCGCCUUCGCCUCGGCCCACCUGCUGUACCUGUGGGCCUUGGGCUGGGCGCCCCUGCGGCCGCGUCUGCUCCUGCCUGUCGUCCUGGUCUGCAUCCCCUACAGCGUCAUCCUGCUGCUGCACCUCCCCCCCGACUUGGCGCUGCCUUUCUCGGGGUACACCCUGGUUCUGUCCCUCGUGCUGUGGCGCGGCCUGGUGCGCGGGCCCCCGGCCAGCUGGGGGGCGCUGUUCUUCACGCUCUCGGACAGCGUGCUGGCCUGGCAUAUGUUUGUGCGGCCCCUGCCCCACGGCCGCCUGGUGGUCAUGACCACCUACUAUGCCGCCCAGCUCCUCCUCGCCCUCUCCGCCGUGCCCAGGUCGCGGCAUAAGUCGCCGUGACUAGGCGGCCCGCCGGCUGGGGGCCUCGCCCGCUGCCCGUCCUGCCGGCACCACGGCCGCCCGGACCGGCCUGGCCGGAGAAGCGCCCACGGGGACACACGCGGGGCCGCCAGCUGGGCCCCUGGACUCCUGUCUGCAGGCCCCGGCCCCUUGCAAGGCAGCUGGGAGCUGCUGAGGGGAUCCCCUGUCUUCCAGCUGCCCUCCCUCUGUCCAGGUCCCCGUUUCUGGGCCCCUCAACCAGACUUACAUCGGGGGCCCCUAGCCCACCCCCCUGCUUCUGGGCCCCUCAACCAGACUUACAUCGGGGGUCCCUAGCCCACCCCCCUGCUUCUGUGAUCUCACCCCUGCCCUCAUCUCUGACCUUUACCCAAGUAAGUAGGAGGUGCCUUGUGCCCUGGGAGGUGCCUUGUGCCCUUCCUGCUCGCGUCAUGGAACGCGUCCUUGUACCUGUUUGAGCACACAGCACGACGCGGCGCGGCUGCCUGGUGACCGUGGCCCAGGUCUGCCCUCAGAACUCACCACUGCUAAUAAAGCCGCAGGAGCGGGGCCUCGCUGCCAGGGCUGGGCAGGCAUCAUGAUCCCUGCACAACUCCACCGCUCCUCGCAGAGUCUUGGUAUUUUUCCAAAUGGAGGGAGGAGACGCCGCGGAAGGACCCGCUCCACCCGUGUGGUGUGCGGUGCGGCCUGCUGGGUCCCUUCCUGCCCCCAACCCCCCCCCCCAUGCGUUUUACAUGUCGGGUUCGGCCAUGUUUCCUUGUACAGAAAAUGCCCCCCCCCCCCCCCGUGCCCAGGACCCAGGGUGCUACCGCUGAGGCCAGGGGAAGACUAACUGGUCGGUGUGUCCAUCUGUGGCCAGUGUGUGCCGCCACAGCGCCCAGCACGGGCACCCAGCUUCCAUCUCCGGAGGCCAGAGCCCGCCCGCACUGAGUGGCGUGAGGUUGUGCCUUCACUCUGUCUGGUGCCCGGCGGCCCCAGAGUCCUGGUGUCCCUCCACUGUGGCCUUUUCCCCGUGUGUCUGUCCUGUUCUCAGGAUGCUGGGUGUUGGACCAAGGGCCCACCCAGAGCCCAGGAAGAGCACGUGACCCUGUUUCUAACUCAUGUCACUUACAGGGACCAGGACUUAGGACUUGGGCACGUCCACUUGGGGACACGGUUCACGAACAGGGCGCGUGUCUUCAUGUGCACUGGGCCUGCCUUUGAACCUCGGCACCGCCUGGCAGGUGCCACAGCGGCAGGGGCAGCUCCAGUGCUGUGGUGUCUCGCCCUGUCUGUCUGAAAAGUACGGGGCACGGGGUCCUAGCUCAGCCUGACGGCACCAACUUGCACACCAGAGGCUGCAGGUUCAGUCCACGAUAGCACCUAGUGCCAGAGCUGAGCAGUGCUCCGGUUUCUUUGCUCUCCGUCUCUGAUAAGAAAUGGAUAAAUAAACCUUGGAGGGCAAUAAUAAAAGAAUGACAAAGUCGGCCUUGGACUUGCUGAGGUGGAUGGUGCCUGUGUGAGGCUGCCGGUACACACCCAAGUCCAGUCCCCAGCACUGCGUGUGCCAGUGAUGCUCUGAUUGGCUCUAUCAUGACUAAGUCUUAAAAAAAAAAAAAAAAAGACACAAGGAUCCCGGUUCGAGUCCCCGGCUCCCUGCCUGUAGGGGAGUCGCUUCACAGGCGGUGAAGCAGGUCUGCAGGUGUCUGUCUUUCUCUCCCCCUCUCUGUCUUCCCCUCCUCUCUCCAUUUCUCUCUGUCCUAUCCAACAAUGAUGAUGAUGACAAUAAUAAAAAAACAGGGCAACAAAAGGGAUAAAUAAAUAUAAAAAAAGUUAAAACAAAACAGGUGUGGCCCUUGUGUUGGCUGUGACCUUGGCUGUCCACCGCCCUCUGGGCUCCACACCUGAGGGCAGGAAGGGGGCAGCUCUGGGCCUCAGUGUGCCUUCCGAGACUCAUGACACAGGAGAGACUGCACACUCGUAAUGUGCUCUUAGGGCCUUUAUGGCAGUGGGGAGACUCAGUCUGAUGUCCAUCUAGGACCUUUAUAGCAGCGGGGAGACUUGUACACCCAUGAGGUGCUUUCAGAACAGAACUGCAGUCAGUCUGAGGAGACUUGCAGGUGUGAGGCUGCCCAGGCUGGGGAGUGGGUAGUCCAGAGGAGGCCAGAAGGAAAGGGAGGGGACAGUUGAUGAUGGCAGGAGUGUGGACAGCAAGGGUGGGAUGCU
Erinaceus europaeus (western European hedgehog) is the source of this 3806-nucleotide messenger RNA. RefSeq names its product transmembrane protein 86B (gene TMEM86B). The transcript has 4 exons. NCBI's taxonomy places the organism in Eukaryota, Metazoa, Chordata, Mammalia, Eulipotyphla, Erinaceidae. The record is from RefSeq and is a predicted model, not a curated record. Gene Ontology annotation, cellular component: membrane. The coding region runs from base 843 to 1604 and encodes 253 amino acids.